GUUAAAGUGACCUGAUAUAUGACACAGAUGUAAAAUUCAUUGGUUUGGAUUAACUUGUACCUGCUUAUACAUUUAUUUCUGACAAUAGAUGAUUGGUCACACACUGUCCCAGCUUUCGGACAAAUUCUGUUGAUAAAAACAUUCAAACGGGUCACUGGGUCGUCACUAUGUCUCAAAUUCCUGCAAUCGCAAUCCACGGUGGAGCAUGGGCAAUUCCUGACAACCUUGCUGAAGCCAGCGUAGAGGGUGUCAAAGUUGCAGCACAAAUAGGAUACAAAAUAUUACAGGAAGGAGGUUCAGCGCUUGAUGCUGUAGAGGCUGCAGUAAGAAGUUUAGAGGAUGACCCCGCUUUUGACGCAGGCACAGGUUCAGUGUUAAAUACAGAUGGUGAGGUAGAGAUGGAUGCAGUACUCAUGGAUGGUAAAGAUUUAAAAUGUGGAGCAGUAGCCUGCAUACAAAACAUAAAAAAUCCCAUUUCCAUAGCCAGGCUUGUAUUGGACAAGACGGAUCAUGUAUUGUUGGUAGGCAAAGGAGCUAACAAGUUUGCAGAACAAAUGGGUGUUGAAAGUGUCGAAACAAAACAACUUGUCACAGAGGAAGCUAUCAGAGAAUGGGAACAGUAUGUCAAAUACAAAGUCACAGUGAAUACUUUGUUUAAACAAAGAGAGCCCAUUGGACAUGAUACAGUAGGUGCAGUAGCUAUAGAUACGUCAGGCAAUGUAGCAUUUGGAACAUCAACAGGUGGUAUUACAGCUAAAAUGCCAGGCAGAGUUGGGGAUAGUCCUAUCAUAGGCUCUGGUGGGUAUGCUGACAACAAUUCCGGAGCAGUAUCUACUACAGGUCAUGGAGAAUCUAUACUCAAAGUUUGUUUGGCUAAAAAUAUCACUACAUUAUUAGAACAAGGUAAAUCUGUGGAUGAGGCAGCUGAGGAAUCAUUAUCUACCAUGUUUACAAGAGUUCAAGGGUCAGGAGGCGUGGUCGUAGUGGACAAGCAUGGAAAUGUGGGCAAACAUUUUACCACAGAAAGAAUGGCAUGGUCAUGGAUAAAAGACAAUCAAUUAAGUUAUGGAUUGAAUCCAUCAGAACAUUUCACUGAACUAUUAAAAUAAUCAGAAAAUACACAAAAGUGCUUGCCAUUUAUUAUUGUUUAUAAUGUGUCCAUCAUUUUGUUCUUCAGCUCCACUUUAGAAAUAGCUACUUUUCCUAACCACAUAAAAAACUUUUGUCAAACUUAUAUCUCCU
Molecule: messenger RNA, 1242 nt
Organism: Mytilus trossulus (common blue mussel)
Lineage: Eukaryota; Metazoa; Mollusca; Bivalvia; Mytilida; Mytilidae
Product: isoaspartyl peptidase/L-asparaginase-like
Exons: 7
Coding region: 168-1109 (313 amino acids)
Cellular component (GO): cytoplasm
Molecular function (GO): asparaginase activity; beta-aspartyl-peptidase activity
Source: RefSeq, a predicted model, not a curated record